This is a messenger RNA of Tupaia belangeri chinensis (Chinese tree shrew), 1279 nucleotides long. RefSeq names its product pyrimidinergic receptor P2Y4 (gene P2RY4). Gene Ontology annotation, cellular component: plasma membrane. The transcript is spliced from 3 exons. Gene Ontology annotation, molecular function: G protein-coupled purinergic nucleotide receptor activity; G protein-coupled UTP receptor activity. The record is from RefSeq and is a predicted model, not a curated record. Gene Ontology annotation, biological process: G protein-coupled receptor signaling pathway; transepithelial chloride transport. The coding region runs from base 44 to 1279 and encodes 411 amino acids. NCBI's taxonomy places the organism in Eukaryota, Metazoa, Chordata, Mammalia, Scandentia, Tupaiidae.
CCCAGCCACUCUUACUUCUGCCCUUUCCACCUCUAGGGGGACCAUGGACAGUGCAGAAUUCUCAAAGUUCAGAUCACUAAGCUCCAGCCCAGGUCUCGAUGACAGUAAGGUGGAGCUGGAGUGCUGGUUUAAUGAAGAAUUCAAGUUCAUUCUACUGCCUGUGAGCUACGCAGUUGUCUUUGUGCUGGGCCUGGGACUCAAUGCCCCAACCCUCUGGCUCUUCCUCUUCCGGCUCCGACCCUGGGAUGCAACUGCCACCUACAUGUUCCACUUGGCAUUGUCAGACACCUUGUAUGUAUUGUCUCUGCCCACCCUCAUCUACUAUUAUGCAGCUCGCAACCACUGGCCCUUUGGCACUGGGCUCUGCAAGUUUGUCCGCUUUCUCUUUUAUUGGAACCUCUACUGCAGUGUCCUUUUCCUCACCUGCAUCAGUGUGCAUCGUUACCUGGGCAUCUGCCAUCCACUACGGGCACUACGCUGGGGCCGCCCUCGUCUUGCAGGCCUUCUCUGCUUGGCAGUCUGGUUGGUUGUAGCUGGCUGCCUUAUGCCCAACCUGUUCUUUGUCACAACUAGCCCCAGGGGGGCCACCAUCCUGUGCCAUGACACCACUCGCCCUGAAGAGUUUGAUCACUAUGUGCACUUCAGCUCGGCCAUCAUGGGGCUGCUCUUUGGCGUGCCUUGCCUGGUCACUCUGGUUUGCUAUGGGCUUAUGGCCCGGCGCCUGUAUCAGCCUUCCCCAGGCGCUGCCCAGUCAUCUUCUCGUCUCCGUUCUCUCCGCACCAUCGCGGUAGUGCUGACAGUCUUUGCUAUUUGCUUUGUGCCUUUUCACAUCACCCGCACCAUUUAUUACCUGGCAAGACUGUUGGAAGCUGACUGUCAGGUGCUGAAUAUCGUCAACGUGGUUUACAAAGUGACUCGGCCCUUAGCCAGUGCCAACAGCUGCCUGGAUCCUGUGCUCUACCUGCUCACUGGGGACAAGUAUCGUCGUCAGCUCCGACGGCUCUGUGGUAGCGGUGGGCCUGAGCCCCACACAGCUGCUUCUUCCCUGGCGCUGGUGUCCUUGCCCGAAGAAAGCAAAUCUGGAGAGAAACCCUUAUCCUGGAGAAGACCAGAGCAUUCAACUGGAGGGGUGAACAAGGUGGACAGGAGUGAAUUAUCUUAUGGCCAGAGCCAGAAUCAGGAAGUGGGGGUGCAGCCAUAUCACAGAUGUCAAGGAUGCACCAUGUGUAACGUCUCCCUUGAAGAUAGUGCAGUCUUGCUCAUCCAGGUGUUAAAAUAA